GAAUCUGCCUCGUGCUCGAGCCGCGACUAAAGCCGCCGCCUGUCUCCAUAGCGACGGGACCCCGGAAAUACACCGUGAUCAGCUUACUGCAUGUUUAUCAGAGAGGAGGGAACUCAUAACGGCCGAGUUUGUUUAUUUGUUUGUUUGUUUACUCUUUCGUUCGUUCCUUUUGUUUGUUCGUCGAGUGAGUAAACAUGUCGGAGCCUGAGGAGGAGCUGCAGGAGGAGCGGAGAGACAACACGAAGAAGAAGACGAAGAAGACGAAGAAGAAGAAGGAUGAGGAGGAGAAGAAGAAGAAGAAGCAGGACCAUGAGGAGCAGGUGGAGGAGGAGGAGCAGAGUGAGUGUCUUGUGCUGCGUGGGAUCUUCAAACUGGGGAAGAAGAGUCACGACGUCUUGCUCACGCGAACCAGGUUGACCUGGACCCCCAUCGUCCCGGAGACCCCCACAGGUGAGGCGUCCGUGCUGCAGACAGGUGUGAUUCUGCUGCAGGACGUGUUUGCGGUGAAGGUGAAGCGGCGGCGAGCGGCGGGCCAGCAGUCGGGCGGACCGGUGCUGGGGGUGACGCUCUUCUACGGCAGGAGGAGAGGAAGGAGGCUGGAGGAGGACACAUUACACCUCCACAACGCCUCCGCCGAGCACACACACACCUGGUACAACACCCUGAAGGAGCUGCUCACAGGUUUCAGCCAUCGUCCCAGGUAUGUGAAGGUGUUCAUCAACCCCAGCAGCCACAAGAAGGAGGCCGUUUACAUCUACAGAGAACACGUGGCUCCUCUCUUCAAGCUGGCUGACGUCCGCACCGACAUCACCGUAACGGAGAGGAAGGGUCACGCUCUCUCAGUGAUGAAGGAAUGCAGACUGGAUGAAUAUGAUGGGGUGGUGUGUGUCGGUGGAGACGGCUCGGUAGCGGAGCUGUGUCACGCUCUGGUCCUCAGAGCUCAGCUGGAUGCAGAUUCUCCAGUAAAACCAGUGAAACCAGCGCUGCCUCUGGGAAUCAUUCCUGCUGGUUCUACAGAUGUGGUUUCCUGUUCUGUCCAUGGAGUCAGAGAUCCAGUCACUGCAGCCCUGCACAUCGUCCUGGGCCACCGGCAGCAGGUGGACAUGUGCAGCUUCUCGUCUCUCGGUCAGCUGGUGUGUUUUGGUUUCUCCGCCAUGUUUGGCUUUGGUGGGCGGAGUUUAGCACGGGCGGAGAAGAAGAGAUGGAUGCCGUCGUCACGGCGACGAGAGUAUGCUCUAGUGAAGACGCUGGCCAGGCUGAGACCAGAGGACUGUCAGCUGUCGUUUCUACCAGCCAAGAAGCCAAACAGAGAUUUGUUUGGACAUCGAGACCAAGACCAAGACCAGGACCUGGACCCAGAGCCAGAAGGAGAGGACUCCUGGACGACCAAUCAGGGCCUUUACCUGAGCAUCAGCAUCAUGUCCAUCCCCUGCCUGAGUCCACACACACCUCGAGGUCUGGCUCCGAACACCAGCGUGGCCAAUGGCAGCGCGGCGCUGAUCGCAGUAGGAAACACUUCCAGGUCAGAGUUUGUCAAGCACCUGAAGAGGUACAGCGGCUCUAGUGGACAGUUCAGCUUCUCCUUCGUGGAGACCCACUGUGUCUCUGCGGUGAAGAUCCGUCCUCGCUCACUGACUGGCUGGUCGGAGGAGGAGAGCGAGGAGGAGGAAGGCGACCCCAGAACCACCCCCAUCAUCCAGGCAGAGGGCCAGGCCUUCCCCUGGAACAUCGAUGGAGAGCUGGUGGAGAUCGCCAACGAAGUAGUCAUCAGGGUCCAUCCGAGACUCAUCACUCUGUACGGGGAGGAGGUGGACGAGGCCGAGUCGACCGUCUCCUGCAGCUGCAUCUGACAACAACAGAGGGCGCCGCUGCUCUCCUAGGGCUGGAGACGCGUCACCAUGGUAACCGUAUUGACCCAACAGUGCCCUCUCUAGGUCAUUACAGUUUCCAUGGUGACGUGAAUUAAUGUAGUAAUUCAGAGUAGCAACAACACAUUAGCAGCUUCCUGUUUGACAUUAAAGCUGCACUGAUUUUUAUUUAUUUAGUAUUUUCUGCUUUAAGUAAUGCAGCGGCCCUGAUGAAGUACCAACAGUUUCAUGCAACAAGUGUUCAGACACGCUGCUUUGGUAAAGCCUUAAACUUUGACCCAAAGUGAGCCGUUAUCAGAGGCUCAAGCUUGUUUAUCUGCAACAUGAAGGACUGAGGGUCAGAUUGACCAGAGAAGCAUGCCGCCUCGCAUUCUUCAAAAUCCGACCAGAUGUUUUAGGACAUCUGGAUAUUUUUUUUGGCUUCUGCUCUCCUACAUUUGACAGACCGUGUAUUGGGACGUAGUAAACCUUUUCCUGGCAUACUAUUUAACUAUAUAGUACAGUAAAAUGGAUGUUUCAAUCACUGCAGCUUUAACUCUGAAGGUUCUGUAUAAUUUAAUAGCUAUAAAACUGCCUCAUAAAGAUUGUUUUAUAUUCAAAAAAUGUUUACAUUUUAUAUUUUAAUUAUCAACUCCUCAUGUCAUUUGACUUUUUUUUUUUAAUGUCAUCCAGUUUCUGGCCCACUGUAACAAAAAAACUUGUGUUUAGUCACAGUUUGUUUUACAUGAACUCAUUUCUGAUCUUAACUAAGAGCUGUAGUCGCAAUGAGAAACUAGUGCAAGUUGUUGUUUAAAUAGAAAAUCUUUAAUUUGAAUAGAAAGUGUUGCUAAAAGCAGUGAGACUCCAGUGCAGAACAACUUCACAUAAACAAAAACAAAACAUUUAUUAAAAUACUAAAACACA
Messenger RNA from Amphiprion ocellaris (clown anemonefish), 2771 nucleotides. It is a transcript of the gene cerkl, whose product is annotated as ceramide kinase-like. Bases 195 to 1850 code for a protein of 551 amino acids. NCBI's taxonomy places the organism in Eukaryota, Metazoa, Chordata, Actinopteri, Pomacentridae. The transcript is spliced from 14 exons. The record is from RefSeq and is a predicted model, not a curated record. Gene Ontology annotation, molecular function: kinase activity.